AUGGAUAAUCUGUUGAUGAGUGAAGAGUGGCUAACAACCCUAUCCAGGGUCAUCGAGUUAAGUACCCAAAACUCUCAACAACGCAACUGGCAACGCAACAUGCGUAUUGUGCGUAGGUGGUGGAUGCGUCCAAUUUUUUUCCGGCGGCAAGAAGAUGGCAACCGUUUGCUUGACAAUAUUGUAGCAGAGCAAGCAAAUGAAACCAUGAUUAACUUUCUUCGCAUGAAGAAGGAAGAUUUUGAUGUUCUCCUUGACAUGAUACGCCCAGAAAUAAAUAGAAUGAACACAAAUAUGCGCGACUCCAUAACAGCCCAAGAACGGUUGCUUAUAACGCUGCGCUACUUGGCAACUGGAGAAACAUUCAACAAAAUUCGCCAGUUGGGUAGUUUGCAGUAUUUGUUUCAGGUGUCUCGUUCCUCUAUAAGCAACAUAGUCAAGGAAACUUGCUCCUGCCUUACUAAAGCUCUACGGUCAUAUGUGAAGAUAGCCUAA
Messenger RNA from Anopheles coustani, 492 nucleotides. RefSeq lists its product as uncharacterized. Lineage: Eukaryota; Metazoa; Arthropoda; Insecta; Diptera; Culicidae. The transcript is spliced from 4 exons. The record is from RefSeq and is a predicted model, not a curated record. Bases 1 to 492 code for a protein of 163 amino acids.